CGUGGAUGCACCGAGCUCUGGUACUGCACCAGAACAUUUUCGGUGCAAGUUUCAACUUUUUUCUCUUCGGAGCUUGCUUUGAAAGGAACAAGAAUCGAAGGGAAGAAUGAAGAAGAUGUGGAUUUGGCAUCAUCGCUUGUUUCUUCUCUGCAUUGUUUGCGGCCUCAGUUUUUCUCUUCACUUCAGAAGGGUUUCUUCAACCUCACCUGCUUCGCACACUGACCAUGGUCAUGUAGAUUCAAAUGCUGGAAGAACUUUGAAUCAGGAAGGUGGUGAUCAUCAAAUACAUUGUUCUAGAGAAAGAAGUAGGGCAGCUUGGAAGAUCAUUCAAGAGUAUUUGAUGCCCUUUGUGGAGAAAGAAAAAUAUCAUAUCUCAAAAAGGUGUAGGAUUCACCCUGACAAUGACAUUUACAGAGAUCAGGAGCAACAUAAGUUUCAUAUAGACAUAAAUGAAUGGCAGUGUGGGUACUGUAAGAAAAGUUUCUAUGAAGAGAAACAUCUUGAUCAGCAUUUUGACAACAGACACUCCAAUUUGCUUAAUUUGAGUGAAAGCCAGUGCUUAGCAGACGUAUGUGGUGCACUGCACUGUGACCAUGAAAUCAAUUCCGGGUCAAAAAAAUCAAAGUGCAAUCCUGCUGCUGCUGCAAGAAAUAAACUUCUAUGUGAGAGCUUAGCCAAUGAUUGUUUUCCGAUCAAUGAGGGACCUACGGCAAGCCGACUUCAUGAAUUCUUCCUGCACCAAUUCUGUGAUGCACACAGCUGUGCUGGAAGGAGGAAGCCUUUCUCCAGAGGGCGCAGGGGAUCUUUGGAUGUAGAUCUCACUGAAUGUGUUGGUGAAGAAAAGACAAUAAAGAAUAAGACAAAUGUGUUCUACAUCGUCGUGUCUAUUUUGCUUGUGAUACUGCUGCUACUAUACUAUCUCUACAUUUACUUAUAUCAGAGUCUUUUGUAUUACAGAGGAAUGAAAAGGGAAACUCAAAUGCUGAAGCGCAUCUCACAAGCCAGCAGAAAGAAAAAGCCAUCCUAAUUGAUUGUUCUAUCCACAAAGUUCUCAACCUACAUUUUCAGAAAGUAAAGGUGUCACUAGUGGAUACGGUGUGAACUGCACGUGAAAUCAACCUUUAUUUUCAGAAUGUAAAAGUGUAACUAAUGGAUACAGUGCAAACUGCACUGGAAAUCCUGUUUACACCAUUCUGCUAUUUGGAGUAUACGUUUGAAGGCAGAAAGAGAUUGUCAACUUCAAAUGACCACUAUGCGUUUUGCUAGUUUGUAAGCCAAAUUCUUGUAAACUUUGUGUACACAAAGUGGCUGCAUGACUGAAUCUGCCUUGGUUGGCUAUUUGCAUUUGAUUGUGCAUGACAUUACUAACAAGAGAAAUAACACGAGCAUUUGCAAUGUAUUCUUAAUUUGUUUACUAACUUGAUCAGGAUUUAUUAUGUAAACCUUUUCACAUCAUCUACAGUGAUUUGUUUUAAAUGUUUUUUGAGAA
Messenger RNA from Cajanus cajan (pigeon pea), 1489 nucleotides. Lineage: Eukaryota; Viridiplantae; Streptophyta; Magnoliopsida; Fabales; Fabaceae. The record is from RefSeq and is a predicted model, not a curated record.